Messenger RNA from Amphimedon queenslandica, 627 nucleotides. RefSeq names its product calmodulin-like. The record is from RefSeq and is a predicted model, not a curated record. The transcript is spliced from 4 exons. NCBI's taxonomy places the organism in Eukaryota, Metazoa, Porifera, Demospongiae, Haplosclerida, Niphatidae. Bases 109 to 534 code for a protein of 141 amino acids. Gene Ontology annotation, molecular function: calcium ion binding.
CAUUGUCUAUAUAUAAGUCUGAACUAUGAGUCAACAAUUAGUGCUCUGAGCAGAUUAUUUCCUACUUUCUUCUGAUAUUUUAGCCUACCAGUAGUAAUUACACUUGCAAUGGCUGUUAAGCUCACUGAGGAUCAAAAGAAAAAUUUAAAAAAGACCUUUGAUAAAUAUGAUGCAGACAAAAAUGGGCAGUUGACAGCUGUAGAGCUCUACGAUGCCUUCAAGUCUGCUGGCCUUCCAGUGUCUAAGCUACAAGUUGCUAACAUGAUGGGAAAGUAUGAUACUGACAAAAGUGGCACUAUCGACUUUGACGAGUUCUUGGCCUACAAUGAAAUAGAGGCAUCCAAGGAAAAGUUUGAUGAGUACGACAAGAAUGGUGAUGGUUACCUUGGACCAGAUGAGCUAGUGAAUGUUGCUAAAAAUUUGAACUACAAAUCUGUUACUGCUGCAUCUAUCAAAGCCCUCAUAGAUUCUAUAGAUGAAAACAAAGAUGGCAAGAUCAGCUUUACAGAAUUCCUUUCUCUCAGCGCCAAGUAGAGCAGAGCAAGUUAUAUAUUGACUCAAUGAUUAUUUUCAUAGUUAUUGUGUAGUAAUAGCAGCUAGUUUAGCUUAGCCAUAGUAUAAAAUUUA